Molecule: messenger RNA, 2308 nt
Organism: Chelonus insularis
Lineage: Eukaryota; Metazoa; Arthropoda; Insecta; Hymenoptera; Braconidae
Product: ubiquitin carboxyl-terminal hydrolase MINDY-3 homolog
Exons: 4
Coding region: 225-1601 (458 amino acids)
Biological process (GO): protein K48-linked deubiquitination
Molecular function (GO): cysteine-type deubiquitinase activity; calcium ion binding; K48-linked deubiquitinase activity
Source: RefSeq, a predicted model, not a curated record
UUUGUCCCAGCUGUCGCUAGAGUUCAAGUGAUUGACUGAAAAUUUAGGUUAUUAUCAUCAGUUUAUUAUUUUUAUGGUCAGAAAUUUUAGAAAAUUAAUGAAACUAACAACAAAACUAUUAAUUAAUAUGAUACACUGUGUAAAAUAAUAAAAAAUUAGUAUCAAAUCAAUCUGAUAGGAUAUUGGGAAAAUCAAAUCAUCAAUUAUUUUCUUUUGUGCAUAUUAUGGCUGAUAAUCCACCUGGUAAUACGAACGAAGCUAUUAUAUCCCAAAUAAAAACAUUAUUAUGGGGUAAUAAUGUUAAAGAAGAUGUAUUUAAUCGUUGGGCACAAGGAUUUCUAUUUUCUCCAGAUGAACCUACAGCUUUAGUUCAACUAGAAGGUGGACCUUGUGCUGUAAUUGCACCCGUACAGGCAUUUAUUAUAAAGGAUCUAUUGAAGGAAGGUCCUCCAGAUACGUGGAGUAGUAUUUCUAGUGAUAAACAAGAUGAUUUACUCAUUAAAGCUGCUGUAGAAAUAAUUUCUCAAGCAUCCAAUCAACAUUCUCCACAAUAUUCAGUUGUUUAUUUUGCUGAAACUGGAGAUGAUAUACCAAAUGGUGAGGGUACAGAUGAAGAAUCUAGUGGAACACUUGAAUCUCAAGAGAUUUCAAAUGAUAACGAAAUUAAACGUGAAGAAUCAGUUACAUUAAAAUUAAUUAGAUCAGAUUAUUAUCAUUCAAGAUUGAGGAUAUUUACAACUAUGAGUUUAGAUGACGUUAAGCGAUAUUUAACUAUGAGAAUUGAUACUUUAAAAGGACCCUAUGGAGUCUUAUUACUGUUAUACACAGUUGUUAGUACCAAAGGAAUACCAGGAAUGCGAUCAGAAAUGUCUGACCCUAGUGAACCAGCUAUUGAUUCUACUUACGGAUAUGGUAGUCAAAGUCUAAUUAAUUUAAUGCUUACUGGACGAGCUGUUGGCCAUGUAUGGGAUCACGAUCAGGAUGUUGGUGGAUUAAAAUUACGAGGAAUCGACAAACAGAAUACUGUAGGUUUUUUAGCUUUUCUUGAACACUUACGUUUUUGCGAAGUCGGAACAUUCCUCAAAUCACCGUCACAUCCUGUAUGGGUUCUUGGAUCUGAAACACACUUGACAGUUCUUUUUUCAACGGAUGAACGUCUUGUUAGUCCUGAAACUCCCGCUGAACAAGCAAAAAGAGUAUUUAAAAAAUUUGAUCCGGAAGGAAAUAAUUUUAUACCUACAAAUUUGCUUCAAGACGUUCUUGCUGAAUUAGGAUUAGUUGCUGAUACUGAAUAUGUGGAUAUAAUAAGGAAGAAGUUGGACAGUGAGUCAUUAGGAAUAAUAUUAUUGGCAUCAUUCAUGGAUGAAUUUUUUCCAGAAGAGCCACGUACGUGUCCUGAUGUAUUUCCAUUAUAUCAUUACAAUGGUUUACCUCGUAGUAAUCCUGAAAAUCGUAUUAAAUAUCACCCUGGUCAAGCAGUGUUAUUAGAGUGUACGGUUAAAUGUAUUUUGGACAGUAAUCCGAUGCUCACGGUAUUACAAACCAAGUGGCCAAGCAUUGAAGUGCAGUGGGAUAAUAAUAUAACACCGAGUUUGAAUUAAAACAAAAUUAACAGUAAAUAUUAAUUGAUAAAAGAAAGUUAGAUUAAUAAUAACAAUCGGAAUAAUAUGAGUAACAAUACAUAAUUAACAACAGAGAUAAGAAAAAAUGUAGCAAUUAUUUCUAUGAUGUGAUGUUGAAGAAAAAUCGUCGGAAGUGAGUUUUAAAUACGAGAAUAAAUUAAAUUUUUUGACAACUCAUUAAAGUCAUAAAGGAAGAAAUAUAGAUUAUAAUUAAAAAACGAUUUUAAGAUUAAUUAUUAAAGGAAAUGAAUACAAAUAAUAAAACAAAAAUUCAUUUUUAUUUUUCCGUUAACGUGAUAACAAAAGAAAAUAUCUAGUAACAUGUACUAUCACUAUUUUAAAUUAAAACAAUCAUAAUAAUAAUAAUAAUCAUAAUAAUAAUAACAAUAAUGACGAUGGUGGUGGUGAGAAAAUUAAACGAAAUUGAUACCUAAUGAGUAGAUCAAUUGAAAUAAUAUAUCACGAUGAGCGCCUUCUUAAUUAAUAGAUAUUUAUUGAAUAAAAAAUAAUAAUAAUAAUGAUAAUAAUAAUUAAAAUUUACAUGUAAUUAAAUGUUCAAAAUUAAAAAUUACAAGCAAAAGUACAUAGAUACAAAGAAUAAAACUGUGAAUUACACGUUUAUUAAAGCAAUACUUUUAUCGAUUGCAUUGAUUAUUUAUGAAUUUUCAUUAUUUUUUCUUAAAACU